This is a messenger RNA of Fusarium tjaetaba, 2286 nucleotides long. Its product is annotated as dynamin-related 1D. Gene Ontology annotation, cellular component: cytoplasm; membrane; microtubule. Bases 1 to 2286 code for a protein of 761 amino acids. The transcript is spliced from 6 exons. Lineage: Eukaryota; Fungi; Ascomycota; Sordariomycetes; Hypocreales; Nectriaceae. The record is from RefSeq and is a predicted model, not a curated record. Gene Ontology annotation, molecular function: microtubule binding; GTP binding; GTPase activity.
AUGGCUGGUCCUGUUGAAGUUCUCUCUAUGCACCCACACGCCCUUGACACUCCUCCCCGAACGCCUUACAAAGGCUUUGAUAGCCUCAAUUCUGGCAAGGAGAGCCCUAGAAAAUUGAUUGGAAAAUUCCCAACGGAUUCCAGUCUUGGAGACGUGCUCUACGAUCCUUCUCCAAGUUCACUUUCUUCACCCCGACCUCGUGAUGAUUCCAAUCAAGAGGUCAUGCCUGAAGACCCCUUUGAUAGUCAGCACAAUCGCAUUCUGUUUGAUGCAAUUGAUGCCCUGCAGUCCUUUGGGGCCGGUGACUUGAGCAUCCCUCAGCUCAUUAUUGUGGGAGGACAAUCCUCUGGAAAGUCGUCUCUGCUCCAAAGCUUGACAGGAAUCCCUUUCCCAGUCGACAGUGGCUGCUGCACCCGGUUUCCCACCCGCAUUGUCUCUCGUCGCACAGAACCAGACAGUGACGACUCAUUCCGCAUUACUAUUGAUCCUGCUGAAGUUGAUGUUCCUGGUUUGGAUCCUGCAUCUGACAACAUCAAGAACUAUGAGUGCAGCGGCAAGAUCCUCACCAAGGAAAGAUUUGCCAAGGUCAUCGACGAGAUAUCCUCUGAGUUCAUGGGCCUUCGAACUGGUCUAGGAGAAGACAGAAAGAACUUCGUAGCAGAGGUGCUCAAGAUCGAGCUGUCAGGGCCCCACCGCUCCUAUUUCAGUAUUCUCGACCUUCCUGGCACAUUUCAGAAUGCUUCUGCCGUUAACGAGACAGAUCAAGCCAAGGUCGAGGCUAUGGUCAAGGAGUACAUGAACAACGAAGAUAAUAUCGUUAUCUGCGUUAUCGAUGCACCUACGGACUUUGAUAGACAGGAGAUUUUGAGACUCGGACGCCUAACUGGUGGCUGGUUCCUGGUUCGCAACCGAGCAGACAAAGAUCCUGAUUCUUUCGAUCUCAGCGCCGCAGAGAAGAAGCUAUUCAGCAAGAGCCCCUGGAACUCUGUUUCUCAAAGCCGCUUGGGCUCAACUGCAGCCAAGUCAUAUCUUGGUACCCUUUUGAGCUCCAAGAUACGCGAUUGCUUCCCAACACUCCGCAGUACAAUUCAGCAUAACCUCGAAGAGAGACUACACGAGAAGACUAUGCUUGGAGAGCCUCGCACUAGCCAUGCCGCAAGACAGCAAUUUGUUGUCGCUACUGUCCGAAAAUAUGAAGAGAUGGCGCAAACGGCUCUGGACCGUCCAGGAUUUCUCGACCACAGCAUGGAGCUUCGCAGAGAAGUCAGUCGCUUGAAUGCUGAAUUUGACAAGUUCAUGCGAGCGCGAGGCGGUACCUGGGAGUUUGAGGAUAUUGACGUUGAUCCUCGCGUGCUGCUAGAUGAACAUAUGAAUCUUGAGACACAGGCGAGGGCCGAGGGAAAGCGAUUACCCCCGCGUGUUCGUAAUGUCAAUAAACCGAAGAUCGAUGCUUCACUUGACAAGGCAUUCCCGGGAUUGUCACACACUCAAGACACAAGAAAUCUUAUGGGUGCCAUUCAAGACAAGCUGGCGCUCUAUCAGGGAUCUCUUCUGGAUGGAAUCAUCAACCCAGAUAUCUACCCAGACAUGUACCGAGAGCAAGUGAAGAAAUGGGGACACAUCGCGAACAUCCACCUUGCGCGAGUCGCACAAGCAGUCAGUCGAUGCACAGCCUCCAUUCUCAACGACGUCUGCCCUCAGGAAAGUGACACGUCAACUCUGUCGAGGGAGUUGACCACGCUCUUGGAAGCUUCGUGGAAAGAAUCCAUGCAAAGAACUGAAGACUUGUGCAAGUCUCAGUGCGAGAUGGAGACAAAGUGUGUGCGACUGCAGUCCACUGGUCCUCGCUUUGGGGAUGAGAUCCAUGGUUGGAGAAUCUUGCGAUUCUAUGAGGGAUUCGCCAGUGUUUCGCAGGAUUGCGAACCGGGGCAACUUGAUCUUGCCAAGUGCUUUGAAUCCAUCCAUCCAAGUCUGGGCAUGAACAUGGCUGUUGAUGUCCACGAUGUUCUCAAGGUUUAUUACAAGCUCUCCCUGGACGCUUUCAUUCGUACCAUCAACAACACUGUUAUUGAAUCGUUCAUCUCUGGUCAAGACGGGCCUGUUCUGGGUCUUAACACCAACCGCAUUCUUAGUCUCUCGGAAGAUGAGAUGGAGAUUGUUGGUGGGGAGAAUGAGAACACUGCCAGGAGACGUAAAGAGCUGGAGCAUGAUAUUGAGAAGCUUCAAGGUGCCCUUACUAUCGUCGAUAGGGCGACUCGACAGACAUCUGCCUUGGAGAGAAAUUGA